AUGGAUUACAUGACAGAAAAAAAGCUUCGUCCUCUUUACGAGGCGAUCGACGAGGGUCAAACUAAGCUUGCACUUCAACACACGACUAAAUUACUGAAAAAGAACCCAGACUGGCCCUUGGUCAAGGCUUUGAAAGCUGUCGUUUUGGUUCGAACGGGCAAGGACGAUGAAGCUGCUGCGUUAUGCCAACAAGUGAAAAAAUCGAUCCCGACUGACAAUGCCACCUUGCAGGCGUGUACCAUGGCUUACAAUGAACUCGGCCAACACCAUGCAAUCGUCGAACUUUACGAGAAUGCAGCAAACCAACAACCAAAGAACGAAGAGUUCGGUAACCAUUGGUUCAUGGCCAUGGUGCGCAACAAUGACUAUAAGGGUCAACAAGCUGCUGCUUUAAAGCUACACCGUACCUUUAAACAAAACAAGUAUUUGUUCUGGGCAAUCAUGUCCUUGGCACUCCAGGGCAAAAACUCGGCAUUAUCAUAUACAUUAGCGGAGCGCAUGAUGGCGAAAGCACAGGAAGAAGGUCGAUUGGAUGAAGUGGAACACAUGCGGUUGUAUCUACUGAUUAUGCUAGACCAAAACAAACACGAACAAGCACUGACAUUGUUGGAGGGUCCUUUGGGUCAAAAAUCGCUUCGUGAUCCUGAAGUUCGUCAAAUCAAAACCGAACUCUUGCUUACCAACAAGAAAUGGCAAGAUGUCCUCAAGUCGACCGAACAAGCACUGCGAAACGAAAACUCGGAUGAUUGGAUUAGCUGGCGUGCGUACUUUGAUGCUUUGGAUGCGUUGGUCACCGAAAACAGUGAUGAUGCAUUGAUAAAGCAAGCUCGUGCAUUGGUUGCGCAGCUUUCAAAGCAGGCGCUCGAAGCACCUGUAUUGAAACGCGGUCCAUUUUUGGCAGAGUUGGAGCUGGACUAUCGACUUGACAUGUUACAGAAAGGAGAUGAAAAAGCUAUUCUGGACAACAUUCUAUCAUACUUUUCCCGGUUUGGAUCAAAGUCCUGCUGUUACGAAGACCUCCAAGCGUACAUUUCGUUUUUGAAACAAGACACAUCAAAAGCAAAAUCUUUUAUUGAUUCGUUAAAGGCAACCAUUAAUGAAGCCAAAGAAAAGCCUGCCAUCAUUAAGAACGUUUACAAGAAUGUCAACGUCCGAAAGAUAGAACGAUAUCUCGGAUUGCAAUCAAAUCUCUCACUUGAACAAGGUUUAUCCCUUGCUAACGAACUGUGUCAAGCAUAUCAGGAUGCGCUCCCACUAGGUGAGGGAUUGGAAAAGACAGAAAACCAAUAUGGCGAUGAUUAUGUCCUGCUGGCAAGCCAUGUCUUGGUGGAUCUCUAUCACGAACACAAGAGCCCUGCUCUCCUGAUCCAAGCAGUGUCUUUCCUGGAAGAUGCGCUUGAGAAGAGUAUCUACAACUUUCAUAUAAAAUUGACCUUGGUUCGUCUUUAUGCCAUGCUUGGUGUUUGCAACCGUCCUGUACAAAUAUUCCGCACCAUGGAUAUCAAACAAGUACAAUUUGAUACAAUGAUCCAUUAUUUCACCGAUCGCUUCAUUUCCCUUGCUUGCUUGGAUGAAGUAGAGCAAUUAUUGCUCGAAUCCCUCAUGAUAUACAAAAGCAACCAAGUCGAGACGCCAGAAAUGGUCGUCAAAGCAUACCAAUACGGCACCUUCUCAAAGAUUCAAGAAUUCAUUGAAUUCCGCUCACGCCUCGACUCGUCCCUCCAACAAGCCAUUACCAACGUAGAGCUAACUCGAAUCGAAUCGAGCGCAUCCUCUUUCCAAGUGAAAUAUGCAGUACAAUAUUUCCAGGAUUUGGAUGUAUCAAAGAUCAAAUGUGAUGAUGCUUUCGUCCAAGAGCAAUCUGAUAAUCGUGAUUUUAAGGUGUUCUUGAACUGCAAUUCUGAAGAGCAACCCAAAGGAGAAGAACUAUUCAAACUGACAAAGAGUACCAACCGAGUGUGGCUGCAAACGUUCUCUUACAUCCUCAACAUCCUAAGCGCAGCAUGCAGUACCAAGGAAAACAAGGAUUUAGGCGGUAUUGUAAAGCAAUUUAACGAAUUCUUGCAACGCAAGGAGGUUCCUAGCGAGGUGACGCCACAAGAAUUUGCAGUGGCCAAAUAUAUUCGUGAAAUCAGCUCUGCACUUGUAUCAAUCAAGGAUCCCGCAACACGGAAAAACAACGCUCAACAGGCAGCCGAACACUUGAAGAAUGCUGGUGCGAUCUUGGAAAAAGAGUUGUCUCCUGAGGGUAGCUUCGUAGAUGAAGUAGUAUCAUGGAACUUAUUCCACAAGGUUUCCAUUGCUUUAGAGGCGUUUAAUUAUGGAGCAGUCUUGGUAGAGAUGAUCAACCGUGCUCUCGGACUGACCAGUAAAGACGCAAAGAAAAAGGCGGCAGAAAACGCCAAUAACGAUAUCUUCAUCGCAGCACUUCAAAAGAUGAAUGAGGCAAACAAGACAUUACUGCUACGAUCACAAGCAGCAGCACGACGUGGUAACGAGUUUUUCAAGGGUCAGUUCCAAAAGACCCUCACCAAGUCUAUCACUGAAUCCGUCUAUACACUGGAUCAAUUCAAGGAGAAGGCAAAUCAGAACCGACUGACAGAUCGUAUAAAAAAGAUGACAUCAAGCUGGACUAGUUCAGUGUCUCACUUGUCAGAAGAAACUACUAGACGCGUUAUGAAAUUAUAA
Messenger RNA from Zychaea mexicana, 2688 nucleotides. RefSeq names its product N-acetyltransferase B complex non catalytic subunit-domain-containing protein. Gene Ontology annotation, biological process: N-terminal peptidyl-methionine acetylation. The record is from RefSeq and is a predicted model, not a curated record. Gene Ontology annotation, molecular function: protein-N-terminal amino-acid acetyltransferase activity; protein binding. Gene Ontology annotation, cellular component: NatB complex; cytoplasm. The coding region runs from base 1 to 2688 and encodes 895 amino acids. The transcript has 20 exons. NCBI's taxonomy places the organism in Eukaryota, Fungi, Mucoromycota, Mucoromycetes, Mucorales, Lichtheimiaceae.